AUGGAUUUUGUGGUUUGUCUUCCAAAGACAUUAGGUAAGUUGGAUUCGAUAUGGGUGAUUGUUGAUAGGUUAACUAAGUCUGCUCACUUUAUUCCAAUCAAGGUGACUUAUGAUGUAGAGAAAUUAGCCAAACUCUAUAUCCGCGAGAUUAUUCAAUUAUAUGGAGUACCGAUUUCUAUCAUAUCAGAUAGAGAGCCUGUAGCUAUUCUUGAUAGGAAGGUCUGCAAGUUGAGAUCAAGGGAGAUUGCGUCUGUAAAGGUUCAAUGGAAGAAUCGUCCGGUUGAGGAGUCCACUUGGGAGACUGAGGUGGAUAUGCGUAGAAGAUAUCCAUAUCUGUUCAUUGAGUUAGGUACCCUUUUCAACCCUCGCUCUUCUUUUGACCAUUCAGGGAUGAACGGUGGGUAA
This is a messenger RNA of Solanum dulcamara, 405 nucleotides long. RefSeq lists its product as uncharacterized. The record is from RefSeq and is a predicted model, not a curated record. The transcript has 2 exons. Gene Ontology annotation, molecular function: nucleic acid binding. Lineage: Eukaryota; Viridiplantae; Streptophyta; Magnoliopsida; Solanales; Solanaceae. Bases 1 to 405 code for a protein of 134 amino acids.